UUGUUCUCCGUCAUCGAAAGUACGAAAGAACCGAUUUUCUCCUAUGAUCUUUUGAAAGGAUGGGAACAAAAGGACGAAAAGAAGGAAUUCAUGAACCUUAUCAACAGCCUUCCUGAUUGCAACAAAACACUCUUCCACAUGAUCACUGGAUUCUUCACAGAAGUCUUGAAGAAGUGGAAAGCUGACGGAAUUCAAGCAGAUGUUCCAACAAUUAUAUCAUAG
Molecule: messenger RNA, 222 nt
Organism: Trichomonas vaginalis G3
Lineage: Eukaryota; Parabasalia; Trichomonadida; Trichomonadidae
Product: phosphatidylinositol dephosphorylation
Exons: 1
Biological process (GO): signal transduction
Source: RefSeq, a predicted model, not a curated record